AUGUCUUGCUACGAGCUGAGCUCCACGUCUGCUGGCGGUAUCUACCGCCCUCAACCCCUCGCUGACAGCGGAAAUGAGCCUUGCGUCCGUCAGUGCCCUGACUCCACAGCCGUGAUCCAGCCACCUCCAGUCGUUGUCACCUUCCCCGGUCCCAUCCUCAGCUCCUUCCCCCAGGAUUCUGUUGUGGGAUCUUCUGGAGCACCCAUCCUUGGGGGCCAUGGCUCCACCCUUGGCUAUGGGGGUCUGUAUGGCUAUGAGGGCUAUGGCUCCCUGGGCUACGGUGGUCUGGGGGGCUAUGGCUCCUCCCUGAGCUAUGGGGGUCUUUAUGGCCAUGGGGGCUAUGGCUCCCCAGGCUAUGGGGGUCUCUAUGGCUACAGGGGUUCCCUGGGUUACAGGGGCCUGUAUGGCUAUGGUAGAUCUUAUGGCUCUGGCUCUUGGACCCCUUUCUCCUCCCGGUACAACAGGUCCCGCCGUGGCAGCUGUGGGACCUUCUAA
Molecule: messenger RNA, 495 nt
Organism: Tauraco erythrolophus (red-crested turaco)
Lineage: Eukaryota; Metazoa; Chordata; Aves; Musophagiformes; Musophagidae
Product: scale keratin
Cellular component (GO): intermediate filament
Molecular function (GO): structural constituent of cytoskeleton
Source: RefSeq, a predicted model, not a curated record